Messenger RNA from Orbicella faveolata, 2968 nucleotides. RefSeq lists its product as uncharacterized. Gene Ontology annotation, cellular component: Golgi apparatus. Gene Ontology annotation, molecular function: protein-tyrosine sulfotransferase activity. The record is from RefSeq and is a predicted model, not a curated record. Gene Ontology annotation, biological process: peptidyl-tyrosine sulfation. Lineage: Eukaryota; Metazoa; Cnidaria; Anthozoa; Scleractinia; Merulinidae.
CCACAGUUUUUUCUUAGCAUUGUCCUUUGUAAAAGAGAAGCACAAUGGGAGCUUAUUUGACUGAAUGCAUGCUUCAACGCUAUUUACAGUAUCCUAGAAACAUGGUUUCUUAUCGUGUAAAAAUUGAUUACUCUGGCUCAUUAAGUGUCGCCGAAAGCUUACAUAUUUCGGUCUUUCAAUUUUCUCGUCGGAGAAAGUGAAUAUUCCUAUUGCGACACCAUGACGGGAAUUCGCUUGUGUUCUUUCAAACCCCUCGUUGCUUGCUUUGGAAUCGCCAUCUUGGUAGUAAUAGCAAGAAGAAAUAUCCUUUGGAAGAAUUCACCUUCCACGAAAGAAUGGAGUACAUUUUAUCAAGAGAUUGCACUACAAUUAACCCAUUCGCAAAUCCACACGAGCUCCUGUAAUCCUGAACGUGUACCAGAGAGCCUUAAAAGACUAUACCGAAUGUACGAUGACGUCAAAACGUUCGUCAUGUUCAUUGGAUACCCCCAUACCAUAGAAAGUCUUACAGGAGCAAUAUUGGACGCACAUCCCGAAAUUCUUAUUCCUCAAGAAUACGAUGUUAUUGGGAACUGGAAAAUGUUCCAGCACAAAAGCCUGCAAGACUCUGGCCAGCAAAAGCAUAUGUUGUUUUUCGAUAUGCAUUAUCUUUCUACUUUUCAAGCAGUCUUCAGAAACAAAGCCAAUAAACCGAGCCAAUUCUGGUUAUGGACUUCUAAAGGCAAUGGUAUACACUAUAACUUUGUUCCUGAUGCAUGGCAGGGAACAAUCAGUGGAAAAUUAAAAGUUUUCGGAGAUGGAAGCGGAUGGGAAACAUCUAAGAAACUGAUGGAAAAACCAGGAACCUUUAAAGUACUUGAAGACAUCCAGAAUGUAGUUGGUGUUCCAGUCAAGUUUAUUCACGUUAUUUCAAAUCCAUACGAUGUCAUUGCUUCCAGUGUAAUUAGUCACCCGUUUGACCCCCAGAAAAAGAUAAACGACACCGGAGCAGUUCGCAAUGCCGUACAAAACUUCUUUACCGUUGCGGAGACCAACGAACGAAUAAGAAAGUUAUACGGCAAUGCAGUCUUGGACAUCUCUAGCGACCAACUUAUUUUUAACUCAAGGGAAACGCUAAGGAAGAUCUGCAUAUUUCUAGACGUCACGUGUUAUGAUAGCUACCUUAAUAAAGUUGAAAGGCUAUUGAAUGGUCAUUCCACAAGAAGUCGAAAUCUUGUUGCAUGGAGGAAAGAAGACAGAGAUUUGAUUACUACCGAGGGGGCAAAGUACUCUUUCCUUCAAUCUUUUACCUUUGACGAUGUUUCCAGCUUUACUCACUGAAUUAAACUAGUAGUUUAAAACUUUUGUCGAAUAGAUACAUUAUAUCUAUGCGUUUUGACCAAAUCGCACAGGAAUGCCAACGAAAAGUAUCAACAAUGGGAAAGAUUGUGAAAAAGCCAAUUUAUGCAUCAAUAUCAGAUCGAGUUUAUAUCCAUUUCAUUGUAUAUUGUUACUUAAGCGUAUCUAUUGUAUUGAAUACAACCUGCCUUGUAAAAGCUCGUUCCUGACUUAAAUGUCUGUAGAAUUACUGAUUGCUAGUAUUGAUCCUUGUUCACUUAAAAUAAUGAAAGGAGUCUUCUUAUUAGAGUACAGCUGACACCAUAACCGUAGACCUGUUUAAGAGCGACAAUAAACCAUUUCACUUCUUUUCAUGGGUCACUACCAGUCCGUUACCCUGUCACGUCGAUUUAUAUGGUUCUGCCAAUGAAAUGACAGUUUUCAGAUGCACAGUGAAUUGUCAUAGACUCAAUCAAUCCGACUGAAAAAUUAAAUUUUUUUGCGCUUCGCUGUUUCAUUUCGAUUUACUAACUUCUUUUUGUCGUAGUCACUUUUGGAAUUUAACACUGAGGGUUAAAUUAUUGCCACAACGGCUUUGCACAUUCGUAAUUGUUAUUAAUGUUAUUAUUAUUAAAAAUGUUACUCUUAACAUUCUUAACAUUUAAAUCUUUAGGAAAAUGAUAAGUUAGAUUUUAAGUUUGGAGCUUUUUGCGGUUUUAUCGAGGGUUUAGGGUUAGGGUUAGUUGGUGACCACGGUAGCAGGGUCAAUUUCAACUUGGUGGCAGGGAACAUUAGCACAUUUGUGAUGAAAACAAGGCAACUAGGACCUUCCCACACCUGGGAUACCCUCAGUAUCAUCCUCUAUAGAAUCCGUUGUCACUAUUACUCCACUGCGCAUUGAGAUAACAUUGAUCUUCAGUCAAAUUAAGAGGCUAUUAAGAACAAAAGGAUUUUAUACUAAAGAAAAUAACGCUUAGCGUCCGUCCCAAAAUUGGACGUUAUUACAAAAAAGUAAAUAAGCAAGAGCGCAACUUGUGAACCACGUAAGGUAAUGUGGCCGUGUUUUGAAAGAACGUAAAUCAUCAUUAUGACCGCAGCAUUAAUUAGUGUAUAUUUUCGAAUAUUUCGUGUCCAAGUAAUCCUCGGCCAUGGAACAGUAGACUGCAUGGAAAAUUCACUGGUUUGCGAUAUCCGUGCAUGAUGUUAUCAGUAAGUUUCAUCAAAAUUGAACGAUUGCAGGAAAGAGUAUUUCUUCAUUUCAUUGUAAACUCUUUGCUUUUGUUCCUCAGUCCACACCACUGUUGUUCUUGUUAUCGAUGGUUUGCCAAAAAGGAUGUUUUCUGCUUGAUGAAGGUAAUCCUCAUUACAUUUGACUCGUAAAAAUAAACAUAUUGUCUCCAUUGUUUCUCUCGGUUUUAAUAUCAGUUCAUGGCUUAAAAUGUCCAACACUGCUUGAUCGCCAUAAAGCUGUUUUAUUCUUUCGUUGGUCUCGAUAAGCUCAAAGAAGGACUUUAUGGCAUUGUCUAAUGCUGCGGGUUUGUCUAUCUGAAAAUUGAUAAGAACACAAGUAAAAAUUAUUCGUUAGUGGAAAACGGUAUAAAUUUUUGGACUACAAGUAUUUAAAAAAAUACCACUCGUGGACCACUAUAUU